Pseudonaja textilis is the source of this 2945-nucleotide messenger RNA. It is a transcript of the gene RANBP10, whose product is annotated as RAN binding protein 10. Gene Ontology annotation, molecular function: protein binding. The record is from RefSeq and is a predicted model, not a curated record. NCBI's taxonomy places the organism in Eukaryota, Metazoa, Chordata, Lepidosauria, Squamata, Elapidae.
AUGGCGGAUGCGGGUGCAGCGAGCUUACCUGGGGGAGACUCGGCGCUGCCGCCGCCGCCUCCUCCUCCCCCGCCGCCUCCCCCGCCGCCGGAGGAGCAAGAGCUGAGCCAGCGCCUCCGCCAGCUCUACCCGGCCGUCAACCCUGCCGAGACGCCGCUGCCGCGCGCCUGGAGCCCCAAGGACAAGUAUAGCUACAUCGGCCUCUCCCAGGGCAACCUCCGUGUUCACUACAAAGGACAUGGGAAAAAUCACAAGGAUGCUGCUUCUGUCAGGGCUACCCACCCCAUCCCUGCAGCCUGUGGAAUUUAUUAUUUUGAAGUGAAGAUAGUUAGUAAAGGAAGAGAUGGGUACAUGGGAAUAGGACUCUCUGCCCAAGGUGUCAACAUGAACAGACUUCCUGGUUGGGAUAAGCAUUCCUACGGCUAUCAUGGCGACGAUGGACACUCCUUCUGCUCAUCAGGGACAGGGCAGCCCUAUGGCCCCACUUUCACUACUGGCGAUGUCAUUGGCUGCUGCGUGAACCUCAUCAACAACACCUGCUUCUACACAAAGAAUGGGCACAGUUUAGGUAUAGCCUUCACAGAUCUUCCUGCCAAUCUAUAUCCCACUGUGGGGCUCCAGACACCCGGAGAGAUUGUGGAUGCCAACUUUGGGCAACAGCCAUUUGUGUUCGACAUUGAAGACUAUAUGAGAGAGUGGCGAGCAAAGAUUCAGGGCACGAUUAAAAGGUUUCCCAUAGGUGACCAGCUAGGGGAAUGGCAAGCCAUGCUACAGAACAUGGUCUCUUCCUAUCUGGUACAUCAUGGAUAUUGUACUACAGCCACUGCCUUUGCCCGUGUGACAGAAAGUACAGUCCAGGAGGAACAGAUCUCCAUAAAGAACAGACAAAGAAUACAGAAGCUGGUUUUGGCAGGAAGAGUAGGUGAAGCCAUUGAAGCAACACAGCAGCUCUAUCCAGGGCUUCUAGAGCACAAUCCUAACCUCUUCUUCAUGUUAAAGUGCCGGCAGUUUGUGGAGAUGGUGAAUGGAACAGACAGCGAAGUGCGCUUUUUCAGUACCCGCAGCCCCAAAUCACAAGACAGCUACCCCGAUUCCCCCAAUCUGAGUCCCCGACAUGGCUCCAAUAAUUUGCACAUCCACAUCACUGGAGCAGACAGCCCAAGCUGCAGCAAUGGGGUGACCUCCCUCAAAAGCAAACAGAGCCACAGUAAAUAUCCUGCACUGAGUUCCUCCUCCUCCUCCUCUUCCUCCUCCUCCCCUUCAUCCGUGAACUACUCCGAGUCCAACUCAACAGAUUCUACCAAAUCCCAGCAACAUAGCAGCACUAGCAACCAAGAAACCAGUGACAGUGAAAUGGAGAUGGAGGCGGAGCACUAUCCCAAUGGAAUCCUGGAGAAUUCAGCCACCCGAAUAAUGAAUGGCACUUACAAGCACGAAGAGAUUCUACAGACCGAUGAUUCCAGCAUGGAAGAUGGCUGCCCUCAGAGGCAACUCUGCGGAGGGAACCACGCUGCCACCGAGCGGAUGAUCCAGUUCGGGCGGGAGCUCCAGAGCCUCAGUGAGCAGCUAUGCAGAGACUACGGCAAGAACACAACCCACAAAAAAAUGUUACAGGAUGCAUUCAGCUUGUUAGCCUACUCUGACCCUUGGAACUGCCCAGUCGGUCAGCAGCUGGACCCAAUCCAGAGGGAACCUGUGUGUGCUGCACUCAAUAGCGCUAUUUUGGAGUCUCAGAACCUGCCAAAGCAGCCCCCGCUGCUGCUCGCCCUGGGCCAGGCCUCGGAGUGCUUGCGACUCAUGGCUCGCGUGGGCCUGGGCUCCUGCUCCUUCGCCAGAGUGGACGACUAUUUGCACUAGCCACCGAGUGAGGCAGAGUGACCCUUCCAGUUGCUGCCCUUUCACCUCUUCCUGCCUUUGCGGUUUCUCACCUGCGCCUGCCCUCCACCCGCUGCCCAGCAGCAGGACGCAGUGUUGACUGAGGGAGGGGAGGAGGAGGAGGAGGAGAGGACCCUUGACGCGCCUCCGUUGCUCGCCCUGGAAACUGCUCACAGGGCCGCCCCCCCAUCCCAUCCCACCCCACCCUGCCCCUUCCAUCACAGCCCCAUCUUGCUCUGUCCCACAGCACUUGGCCUUCUCACUGGUCCCUCGGAUGUAGCGCCUUCUGACUUUAGGAUUUUACCUUUAUUUUAUUAUAUUAUUUUAUUUCUCUGACUGAGCCACCAGUAUUUAUACCUGGAGAGUUUGUGCUGAGCUGGUUUCUAAUUCAUUUAGAGAUAAAAAAAAAAAAGUAUAUCUUGAGUUGGUGAUGGCCUGUUUUUGCUUUUUGUUUUAACUUUAUUUUUACGUUCGGAGAAACUUGCUGGCACGCGUGUUCCUUGGACAGUAUUGUUCACUGUUGCUGGUCCUCACAAAAACCAAGAGGCUGAAUGUGCUUGUUGGAAUAUUAGCCAUGCUAUCCAAACAAAAGAGUUUAAUCAUCAUCAUUUUUUUUUUCUGUGCCUAUGACACACAACCCUAAGAAACCCUACGGAUUCGCCCUGGGAACUAAUCCAGGGAAAGGCUGAGAUUGGGAACAAUGAGAUGAUCUGUUCCCAACUGUCCCUUGAAUAGGAUAUCCUGCGAUGCUUGGAAAGAGAACUGGGGUGACCUGAGUUGUGUCCCCAUCCUCUGGGGAAGAACAGGAAUAUCUCUUAAUUAAGACAGUCAGACGUGACUAGAGCAUCGCUGUGGGAAUGCGCUGUUGAGCUGCAACUUCCCAAACCACUGAUUAUUGGCCACGCUGACUGGGUGGCUGGGAGCUUGACAAUCUCUGGAAGAAGCACAGGUUCCUUCUCCUUCAUCAAAGCCAUCUUAGGCUGCUGCAAGGGCACUUCUCCUCUGUCACACCCGGCCACAUCUAGGCAACUCAACGACUAACUCUUAAGACUCACCACAAAGAGGAAAGA